Messenger RNA from Microsporum canis CBS 113480, 3678 nucleotides. Its product is annotated as mitotic cohesin complex. The record is from RefSeq and is a predicted model, not a curated record. The transcript is spliced from 3 exons. Gene Ontology annotation, biological process: sister chromatid cohesion. Bases 1 to 3678 code for a protein of 1225 amino acids. Lineage: Eukaryota; Fungi; Ascomycota; Eurotiomycetes; Onygenales; Arthrodermataceae. Gene Ontology annotation, cellular component: chromatin; cohesin complex; nucleus. Gene Ontology annotation, molecular function: chromatin binding.
AUGGAGACACCCGAGGGUCGUGGCUCCAGUCCGCUCUCCGAAGUGGCCAGCGAGGUUGCGGUCCAGGAAGACAGAGGGCCAUCCAGGAGACAGUCCGGGCUGAAUAAUAAUGAAGACGACGCGUCGAACGAUGAGGCUGAUCAGGCGCAAGAGCAGGAAGAAGGAGAAGGAGAAGGAGACGAUGAGGAAGAUGAAGAAGAAAGCGAGGAGAGUGAAGGAGAUGCCGAUGACGAGGAACUAAAGGCACGCAGAAAAACGAAGAAAAGGGCUGCUUCUGGCAAGAAACCGCAGAGCAGGAAAUCGAAGACGAAGCCGGCUGCAAAGAAGCAAAAGACCAUGAAUAGUAUAGAGCUCGCCCUGCGUCCCAUCACGAAUGGACAGAACCCGAAACCACCGAGCAGGAAAAAGAAACCUCGGAUGCGGCAAAGCGAACUUGGCGACGAGGAAGGACUAUACGCGGAGGUGUUUGGACGGGGUCAUACCACAGAAGCUGUUGCGGCGGAAUGGCUCUCAAAAUACGAAGAACAUAAUAUCAACGGAAUGCGAGACUUGAUUAAUUUCAUUCUGAGAUGCACUGGAACCGACAUAAAAGUCGAAAGCACUGAUAUCGAAGAUGUUGACAAUGUUGCCAACCGUCUCAAUGACAUACAGGAAGAGUAUCAGGCUCAAGAUAUUACCGACUACCCGCUCGUAUCGAAAGCGAAGAACUUCAAGUCUUUCCAGUCUGUCUUGACCAGUUUCUUCGAUGACCUCGUUCGGACAGUCCACAGCGCAUCAUUCCUUUACUCUGACCCAGCCUUGAUAGAGAAUAUCCAGGUGUGGAUCACCUCAAUGUCGUCUGCCCCGAUCAGACCGUUUCGACACACCGCAACCAUCGUCUCCCUUUCCAUCAUGACUGCUCUGUGCCAUAUCGCGCGAGAAGUUUCCUCUAGCGUGUCGAAUUCUCGAACGCAGCUGGAGGCAGAACGGAAGAAGAAGACAGCGAACAAGGGAAGAAUCAGCGUGUUACAGGCCAAGAUCAAGGAAGGACAGAAAAAGUUAGAAACCAUCGACGAGAUCCUUCGAGACUCCUUUGACACGGUAUUUGUCCAUCGAUAUAGAGAUGUCGAUCCUAAAAUUAGACAGGAGUGUAUGAGCCUCCUGGGUCUAUGGAUUAGCCUAUACAAGGACAUGUUCUUCGAUGGCCAAUAUCUGCGGUAUCUUGGCUGGGUUCUCUCAGACACAGUAGCCGCCACCAGAUCAGUGGUUAUCCAUCAGCUACACAAACUGUUCCAGAAUAAAGACAACAUCCCUGGACUGCGAGGUUUUACCGAACGAUUCCGUCCCAGAAUAGUGGAAAUGGCAGUUAGAGAUGCAGAGCCCGGAGUUCGUGCUGCUGCUGUGGAGCUGUUAGAUGUAAUCCGCGAGGCCGGCCUAUUAGAGCCCGACGAUAUUGACAGCAUAGGCAGGCUUGUAUUUGAUAUUGAACCUCGAGUGCGCAAGGCCGCCGGAAAGUUCUUUGUUGCAAACAUUGGUGACGUCUAUGAGUCGUCAAUCGAGAGUAUGGAGGAGGAGGUCAAUGAAUUCUUUGGCGAAGAAGAAAAAGAAGAGGAGGAGGAGGAGGAUGAUGAAAAUCACGAUACUCCAAACCGAUCCUGGAUCAAGUUCAAAUGCCUUGUCGACAUGUUGCAGGUCUAUGACACGCAAGAGUCUGAACUACACGAUGAAAGUGAACUGCCUACGUUUCGAUACUCCCUAUUCGGAAGUCCAAUAGGUUCAAGAUUUGUCCUGGCCACCGAAUCCAUCUAUCCUCACUUUAAGGAUUUUGAACACUGGGAAUCUCUGGCUGGAUACCUGCUCUAUGACCAUUCUCAGAUUUCAGAGCCCACAGAUGACAAUGAUACAACUGCUGCCAUAAAAUGUUUAUUCAAGUUGAGUGAAGGGCAAGAAACUAUACUCCUCGAGGUUCUGGAGUGCGCUGUCAAAUUGCACAUUCAAGAAGUCUCCAAAUCAGACAUAGAUAAGAAAGGGAGAAAGACAAAGCAGUCGGUACAGAUGAUGGACGAAAGGCUCGAAUCCAUUGCCCAUAACUUGUCACAAAUAAUACCGCGGCUUCUGAAUAAAUUCGGCGCCGUGCCAGAAGCUGCGUCCCCAGUUCUGAGGCUCGAACAUCUUGUCAAUCUUGAUCUCAUCCAAGAGAUACAAAAGGAUGCUGCUGCAUACUCUGAGCUUUUGAACAAUAUCAACCAACAAUUUUUGACUCAUUCUGAUCAAGAAGUCCUAGCUGAGGCUACUGUCGCAUUCCUACGUGCCCGAACAUCAGAUGAGCUGAAGGAUGCAAUGGACGGCAAGAUCCAAGAACUCUGGGAUGACACUAUUGAUUCCCUGGGCGAUGUUUUAGCGGAUAAAAAGGAGCCAGAAAGCUUGAGCUUGUCGAAGAGCGCCCUCUCCUCGCUCUCUGGCACUGCGAUGCGCAUUUCGAGCCUUGCUAGCAUAUCCGACUGCACUUUAACGUUGGAAACUGUGCCUCUAUCAACCACGAAGAAACGGAGCGGACGUGCAGAACCUCCUAUAGACUUACUUCUCUCGCUGGCGAAACGAAGCCUACGUGAAGAGGACAAGGAUGAGGAUGUGAAUAAGCUUGAAUGCGACAUAGCUCUGAACACGUUCAAGGCAUUGCUGGUUUACUUCAUGUGGAAAAUCCAAAACCUGACCGCGGCUGUCACCUCUGGCACCAACAGGGGUGCCUACAAUGCCGAAUACUUUGAGUCCCUUUCCCGGAGACGCGAAUCCUUCAUCGCAACACUUUGUGCUCUCAUGCAACCACACAGCUCUGGUAUAAAACAGGUUAAACUAGCUGCUACCAUGACACUUCUUGAUCUACAGACAGCCUUCGGCACGCUUCGUCAUGCAGGGCCUCCCGGGAGGAAUAUCAUGGCCAUGACUAAGAAUGAUUUAGCAUUCCAGGUACAAGAACUACCUCAGGAGAUAACCCCUGAGAUAUGUACUCUUCUUUCCCGCCUUCAUGAUACCGCUGAGCAGACGUUUGCCAAAAAGUCAAAGAGGAAGCUUGACCCGGUAGUAGACGAUGAGCCGGAGGAGAGUGAACCGGAUAUCCCACUCGAUUCAGACGAGGAGGAUGAUAGCGAUGCGGAUGAAAAUGAUGAAGAAGCCAGGCGUGCCAUGCUCCUCGCUGAGCAGAGAUUAUGUGAACUCACUGGCAAAUUGAUCCUAGCCAUCAUCGGCCGGGUGUUGGACGUUUCUGGUCCACAGGCAGGAAAACUACGACACAAGCUGCUCCGUAAUAAAUCCCGCCUGGGACAGAAUUACAAGGAGGUCCUUGCGUAUCUGGAAGACAGCCAAAGAGAAGGCCGUUCCCUGCGGAGACGGGUGGAAUCCAAGGGCAAAGAACCAGAGGACCACGGCGAUACUGGCGCAAACGGAGCCACAUCAAAUGCUCGCAAUGGAAAGAUCAAAUCUACGGAGCUGGUAGAAGAAGAUGAUGGUGAUGACGACGAGCACGAGGAAGAACAAGAAGAAGAGGAGGAGGAGGUGAUGGUCGGAGACGAGGAUGAUGAAGAAAAUUUACGGGCCCGAGGCCUGGCUGAGGAGGAAGACGACCCGCCGGAUGCCAGCGACGGCGACGAUGAACGGGAAGAGGCAUCUCCUACCCCAGACGAUGAUAUAAUGGGCGAUUGA